Molecule: messenger RNA, 798 nt
Organism: Rosa rugosa (rugosa rose)
Lineage: Eukaryota; Viridiplantae; Streptophyta; Magnoliopsida; Rosales; Rosaceae
Product: probable serine/threonine-protein kinase WNK9
Exons: 3
Coding region: 385-711 (108 amino acids)
Biological process (GO): protein phosphorylation; intracellular signal transduction
Cellular component (GO): cytoplasm
Molecular function (GO): protein serine/threonine kinase activity
Source: RefSeq, a predicted model, not a curated record
CCGAUAAUUCAUCAACCAGCUCGCCCGUCGAGUUGCUUCUUAAACACGACGAGCUAUUCACCUUUUGCGUUCCCGGAUCCCCGAAUUUGGGUCGGGUACAAGCAUUUCUAGCAGAUCUGCUUCUUCCACUCCUUCUUCUUCUCCUUCUCUUUCUCACUACCCUCACUCUUCUUCUUGAACAUGUCCCUCUACCGCUUUGAUGCGAUCAGCACCGGAGCUGCAGUUGACACCUGGGCCUCCAGUGCUGGGUCCGGGGCAGAAAUCUCUUCUGAGUUGGGUUGCGGGUUCUCGUGGGCGGGGACGAGGAGAAGAGAGAGAAUAACACCGUCUACGAAUAGCUAAUCGACGAAUAGAAAUUUGAAAUUAGCUACAUAGAAACAAGGAAUGAAUGGUGUUAAUGCUUCUGAUAAGGAUUACCCAGAGUUUGUUAAGGUUGAUCCUACGGGAAGAUAUGGAAGAUAUAAUGAAAUUCUGGGCAGAGGAGCUUCAAAGACAAUAUAUAAAGCCUUUGAUGAGUAUGAAGGGAUUGAAGUGGCAUGGAACCAAGUGAACCUUUAUGAGUUUUUGAGGAACCCUGAAGACCUUAAGAGCCUCUACCGCAAAAUUCAUCUACUCAAUACCUUAAAUUAUAAUCACAUCAUGUUGAAGAAAGAUAAUCUGACCUCUCCUCUCCUCUAUUCUUUCUACCCUUUUUGUUUUUCUGAGUUUUGAAUCUUUUCUUCUUUAUCGAAGGUCUGGAGAUGGAGAGAGAGCUGGUUGUUUUUGGAAGAAGAACAUGAAAAUUGUUGGGUAAGUGAG